AUGUGCAGUGCGUGUAAUCCCCUUCUCUACACACUCUUCUCGAAGAAGUUUCGUGCUCGAAUCACUCGUUUGCUGCGAUGUGAUCGAGCUGAAAUGAUGCCGAAACGCUGUGAUAUCACAAAUUCGAUCGUCAAAGUAAUGCCAAACUCUUUCAACGAACUAAGCGGUCGAUCUCGUCUUGAAUGGCGAUGUGCUGACGACUUCACACCGACACAUUACUAUUUGGAAGUUCCACAAUAA
Molecule: messenger RNA, 240 nt
Organism: Anisakis simplex (herring worm)
Lineage: Eukaryota; Metazoa; Nematoda; Chromadorea; Rhabditida; Anisakidae
Source: the annotation of a GenBank genome assembly